This is a messenger RNA of Octopus sinensis (East Asian common octopus), 800 nucleotides long. RefSeq names its product THO complex subunit 7 homolog. Gene Ontology annotation, biological process: mRNA processing; mRNA export from nucleus. Lineage: Eukaryota; Metazoa; Mollusca; Cephalopoda; Octopoda; Octopodidae. Gene Ontology annotation, cellular component: THO complex part of transcription export complex. The coding region runs from base 128 to 709 and encodes 193 amino acids. The transcript is spliced from 8 exons. The record is from RefSeq and is a predicted model, not a curated record.
UAUUUAUUCCUAUCAUCUAAUACUUGGAUGAAUUUCCCAGUAACUAUCACGAACCAACCCCGUGGGUGUGUGUGUUUGUAUUGAAAAAUUGUUAUUGUUGAGACUCUAAGCGACUCAUGUUUAUAAAAUGGCGGUUACAGACGAUGAUAUCAUUCGACGCAGGCUUUUAAUUGAUGGAGAUGGUGGAAAUGAUGAUAAACGAAUCAACAGUUUGCUACGUAUGUUGGUACGAUGGUGCAACAUGCCUGAAAACGAUGAAGAGAGCCACCUGACAUAUCAACGAAUGCUGGCCACACUUGCCCAAUGUGAGUACAAUAUGGAGAAGUCUGUGUUGGUUUAUGAAAUGAACCUCACAGAACAAAAAAAAUAUGAACAUCUCAAUCAAGACAUUGAAGAGAAAAUCUCUGAAGCCACAUCAAAAAUCAUUGAUUGUAAACAGGAAUUACAAGAAGCUAAAAGAAUCAGGAAAAACAGACAAGAAUAUGAUGCAUUGGCCAAAGUGAUCCAAAGACAUCCAGACAGGCUUGAAACUACCAAACAGCUACAAGAGCUGGAUAAAGAGCUGGUGAAAUUGAAAAAUCACAAGAAUCAAAUACAAGAGAAAUUGGACUUAAGACGCAAACAGUUCCAUGUUUUAAUUUCUGCUAUUCAUGACCUGGAGGGCAUUCUUGAAGAUGAUGAAAAGAAAGAAGACAUGGAGACUAAUUAAUUCUUUAAAGAUGUCCUGUUACUUGUUCAAGCCUUUUUUUUUUAUGUCUGUUUUUAUAUUGAAAUAAACAUUAAAUGAAAUUUUUAUUAUA